Messenger RNA from Bactrocera tryoni, 2528 nucleotides. It is a transcript of the gene Ras85D, whose product is annotated as ras-like protein 1. The record is from RefSeq and is a predicted model, not a curated record. Lineage: Eukaryota; Metazoa; Arthropoda; Insecta; Diptera; Tephritidae. Gene Ontology annotation, molecular function: GTP binding; GDP binding; GTPase activity. The coding region runs from base 343 to 915 and encodes 190 amino acids. Gene Ontology annotation, biological process: epidermal growth factor receptor signaling pathway; Ras protein signal transduction. The transcript is spliced from 5 exons. Gene Ontology annotation, cellular component: plasma membrane.
UGAGAAGCAAAACGAAAAACGGGGCGGACAGUGUCUUGUUGAUCUUUUGUUGAAAAAACGAAUAUUUCACAGAGAAUUUGUUGAAAACAUAAACAAAUUACUUUGGUUAUUUUCCCAUCCACUGCACCAUCUGUAUGUGCAGUAAAGUUUACGUUGAUAAAAUAAAAAAUAUACCAUUGGAAUUUCGGGACACUGUUGUCUGCUGGGCUUGGAGGUACAGGUAUAAUAACCAUUCCAGAAAAGAAACAAUUGUCAAAAGAAAAUAAAACGGGCCACGACAACAUUAAAUCCUACUUCCAAACACAAGUCUAUUGAAAUUUCUCUAAACAAAAAGAAAAUACAAUGACGGAGUACAAAUUAGUGGUUGUAGGUGCUGGAGGUGUUGGUAAAUCUGCCCUAACAAUCCAGUUAAUACAAAAUCACUUUGUGGAUGAAUACGACCCCACAAUUGAAGAUUCUUAUAGGAAGCAAGUUGUUAUAGAUGGCGAGACGUGUUUAUUGGAUAUUUUAGAUACAGCUGGCCAAGAAGAGUAUUCCGCUAUGCGUGAUCAAUACAUGCGAACUGGAGAAGGAUUUUUGCUCGUUUUUGCUGUCAAUAGUGCGAAAUCAUUUGAAGAUAUUGGUACAUAUCGAGAGCAAAUAAAGCGCGUAAAAGACGCGGAGGAGGUACCAAUGGUGCUGGUAGGAAAUAAGUGCGAUCUGCAAGCCUGGGCUGUUAAUAUGAACCAAGCCAGAGAGGUUGCUAAACAAUACGGCAUUCCAUUUGUUGAGACAUCCGCCAAGACACGAAUGGGCGUUGAUGACGCCUUUUACACAUUAGUCCGUGAGAUUCGAAAGGAUAAAGAGCAUAGGGGGAAAAAAGGUCGCAAACAUCAUAAGCUACCACACCAUAAAUUCAAAUGCGAGUUGCUGUAAAUGAUCUUAUAUUAAGUCUAAAAGAGGUUGGAUAACCUACUCAUUCGGACAACCGGACAAUUUCUACAACCAAAACAACAACGAAAACGAACUAAACAGACAUUCGAUAAGAGAUAGCCUGUGAUCAGGAGGCUGUAGUAAGAAAAAACAACAACAAUAAUACAGCUAGAACCGGAAAGCAACAAAUAAAGCACAUAUUUUUUCAUCCAAAAAUCAGCAUAACAUUAGCUAUACGCACAUAAAAGUGCAAAUUUUACAAAACGCAAAACCUUACACUGGAGCACAGACGAACUGGGAAAGUAUAAAAAAAUUAAUGGAAAACAUAAAACUAUCAAAAAAAAAAUUUAUUUGAAAGUAUAAAAAUCGUUUAUUUAAUAUUUUAACUUUAUUUCUGCGCACAAUUUUUAAUACGUUUUUUGUAUUCUUGCAACUGGCAUUUGACAAAAUAUUUAUUUAAUUUCUAAUUCAAGGAGUAUGUUGAUUUAUUAGUUUUUUGUACUGUUUGCUAUUUUAAUUAUGUUCUACGUAUGCUUUCCAUACGUUGGAAAUAUUUAUUUAUAUAGUAAAGUAAGAGAAAAUUUAUAACUUUGAUAAAUAUGCAAUGACGCGUACCAAAUGAUCGUGCUGUUUUAUGUAUUCAUAUAUUGUAUCCUUCUAAAUUGUGUUCUUAGGCAAGUGUACAAAACUAUCAAAAGUCUGCACAUAUUAAUAUAGUUGAAACUAAAUCUAAAGCUGCAAUCAUAAUUGACACUAAGCAAAAAAAUAAAAUCACAAUGGUUGGAGCUUUAUAAAACGUUAAAAUUUAAACUUUCUACUAUAUUAGUAUGGAAAAUACAUACAUACAUAUAUGAACACAUUCACUUGCCUCCUUUUUAGUGCGUCGUUUCUGUAAUACGUGCCUGUGUUUUAUGUAUGCAUGUUAACACAUAGAAAAAAACAUUUGGUAAUUUAUAAAAUAAAUUUACUGAAAUACAUAAAAAGUAAUAACUAACAAAAUUCAAGAUGAAGAUUAUAUUAAGUGUACUAGCUGUAACGCACAAUAAGCAAAUAUUGAUUUUUUUUUGCUUUUUGAAACUAUUUUCUAAUCCGUUUUAUACUUUUUGGUGCUGAAGUGAAAUUUGCGUGCAUAUUUUUAUAAAAGUAAAAUUCUGUUUUAUAUUUAAUCAAUUUCUUUUAAAAAUAUUUUUGUAUUUUUAUUGUAACCGUGAAGGUGGAACUAAGGCAAGAAUGGUUAAAACUUGCCGAACAAUGUAUCCUACUUCCAUUGUAAGAUUAACGCAUAAUGAUUGUGAAUGUCAUCCUCUAUAUUUUAUAUAUGUAUGUAAUUUAUUAUAUGCUUACAUCAUCAUAUUCUCAUAAUAAUAGGAUUAAAAUUGCAAAAUUAGUAAAUAUGAAUAUUGUCACGUACAUAAAUGAAAGAACAGUUCAUCAUUGUCGAAUUUUCAUAAGAAAACAAACUAAAAUCGCCGAAGGAUAAAUAUAUAUUUUAUAUUUAUUAGAUUGUAUUUGUUGUAAAAUGUUAUGUAAUUUAAAGCAACCUUGUUUAAAUUUGCUUCAGGAAACAGAAAAAAUUUAUCGGCUGAAAUGAAUUAAUCACUAGGUUUUUGAAGCAG